Messenger RNA from Entamoeba invadens IP1, 660 nucleotides. RefSeq lists its product as hypothetical. Lineage: Eukaryota; Evosea; Mastigamoebida; Endamoebidae. The transcript has a single exon. The record is from RefSeq and is a predicted model, not a curated record. Bases 1 to 660 code for a protein of 219 amino acids.
AUGCGAGCGAGCCGGAUAGUAGUAUUGCUCAUCGUGGUGUUUAUAGUCGAAGCUGAUCUCAACAUAUUGACUCGAAAAGACCAAGCGGAGAAGAUUCGACAAAAAGACCUUCGCGAACUUGAAAAGAAGGAACGAGCGGAGCAAAUCGUUUUAAAGAAGAAGAAGAACAGUCACCGAAUAGUCGAAGACGCAUUGCGAUUACUCACCAAGCACGAGAGGAGGUCCAUUCAAGCACUUGUCGAUCACAACAUCGACUCAUUACCCCGUCACAAGGUGUCGUAUCAAAAAGUCUUCAAGAGGUGUUCCUUUGAAACACUGGAGAAGCCCGUCAUUCAAAGUCAACUCAACGCAACUAAUGUCACAACUCCACAUGUUUCAAAGGAAAAACCAAUGAAGACGUGUGACAUCAAAAAGACGAGGAAAGUCACGUUGAAUCGGUGCAAGUUCGUCCCGAAGAAGUACGUCUACCAACAACCAAAGCAAAAGUUCAACGUGUUACGUGACAAUGGAGUGGAAAGAAUUUUAUGUCCCGCCCACACUAAAAAAUGUGUUCCACGAGAGAUCCUCAUCGAUGUCAAUAAGGAAACACACAACGCAAAGAAAGCACUCAGACUCAUCGAAAAGGCAAAGAAAAUCAUCAAGGAAAACGACGACUUAUAA